UGAGCCGAAGAGGAAAGCUUAUUAGUCAAAACGUCAAGCAAGUGUUCUGUAUCUGUGCAAUGGUUUUGGAGCCCUCUGUCCUCCUCUUGGCCUCAAACUGGACGGACACUUGGACCCAUUGGAUGUCUUUUCGCACAGAGAGCAGAUGUUUCACAGAUAAAGCGAGAUGAUUCACCCCCGUCUACCUCAGCGUUUGCUUAAAAGCCUUUAGACCAGUCGAAGCCACGUUUGAUCGAUCCUGUGUUUAGCGAGGACCUGAAAAACUGGCACACCCCCGGUUUUAAAAGAACGCUACUAGCUUUAAGUGUUAGUGCCCUUUUUUAUACGUGUAAACCGAAUCCUUAGAAGAAGGUGAAUGUCAGGAACGAACGAUCUUUCCAGCUGGCAAUUUAGCUUGGUGUGGGAAUGUAAUUAUCUUUAAAUUCAUCUCGGUUCUUUGGGGUUCAAAGGUUGUGUAUUUACGUCUCCCAAUUUCAAGUUAUUGGAAACUGCGGGCCGUCCGUCUGUGUUAGAUUCAAUGUCAGCAAUGUCUGGAAGUCCUCCUCUGGUUAUGCGGCUGGUGUCCUCUGCCUACUCUGUGGCUGAAAAGGCCGGGGCCAUUGUGAGGAAGGUCCUUCACAGUGGAGAACUUGGCAUUGUGGAAAAGACGGGAGCUAAUGAUCUGCAGACGCUGGCAGACAGACUAGCCCAGCAGAGCAUUUGUGCUUCGCUGUCCAGACGCUUCCCAAAAAUCACCAUCAUUGGAGAGGAGGAGCUUCCAUCUGAGGAGGUAAGGGAAGACCUCAUUGAGAACGGCCAGGCAGAGGAAAUCCUCCAGAAGAGCUGUCCAGCAGAAUUUAGUGAGCUGAAAGAGGAGGAGUUUGUUGUGUGGGUUGAUCCACUUGAUGGCACAAAGGAAUAUACUGAAGCGUCAAGGUGUCUCCACCACCAAACUGAGGUCCAGAUACCGCACAAAGGGUCGGACACCUCUCAGCCUCACAGCACAGCACUCUGUACGGGGCUGCUGGAUAAUGUGACAGUGCUUAUUGGUAUUGCCUAUGGAGGCAGAGCCAUUGCAGGUGUCAUCAACCAGCCUUUCUACAACUACCAGGUUGGAGCGGGAGCACAUUUAGGAAGAACCUUGUGGGGAAUGCCGGGACUGGGCGCCUUCGGAUUUCAGCUGCGGGAAGUUCCAGGUGAUAGGCGAAUCGUCACCACCACCCGUUCCCAUAGCAACAAGCUGGUAACGGACUGCGUAGACGCCAUGGAGCCGCAUGAGGUUAUAAGAGUGGGAGGCGCUGGAAAUAAGAUCAUCCAGCUUGUUGAGGGAAAAGCGUCAGCUUAUGUCUUCGCUAGUCCAGGGUGCAAGAAGUGGGACACCUGUGCUCCUGAAGCCAUCCUGCAUGCAGUCGGAGGUAAACUGACUGACAUGCAUGGCAAUGCAUACCGCUAUGAUGCUAAUGUAAAGCACAUGAAUUCUGCUGGGGUUCUCGCCACACUACGCAACCACGAGUACUACGUCAGCAGAGUACCACACUCAGUGCUGCAAGCCCUCAAGUCAGAUUGAGGUCUGUCUAACUCAGAAAACACACUAAUGAUCCACUGUGGGGCAGUAAAAUCAGCAGGUAAAAAAAAAAAAAUUUAAAAUCCAUCCAUAGACAGGGUCCUAUCUGUCUGAAAAAUGUUUUAAAUGUUUUUUUUAGUUUUUUUUACAUAAAAUCUAUUCUUUUUACUCAUUUAAAUCAACUUUAUUUGACUUGUAUGUCUGAUUCUAACCACAGCAAAGACUGAAAACGGUGACCUCAGACUUACACUGUUCAUGUGUAAUUCCUCAACACACCACACUUAAUUAACCGAAAAUAAGCAGAAAGCAGGCCCAACAGCACUUCCAUUUAUUUCACUUGUUUGAAACAAACUUGUACAAAUCUCAAAACGUCUUAACAUACUGUUUCCAACUUGAAGACCAAUAGAUGUACAAGGCAAAAGGCAAGAUUUAAAUGAAUAAAAAUACAUAGGUUAAAUGUUCAUUAGUGAGUUGGAAAUCAUUUACUGUACUUCAUUCAAUAACCACUAAGUGGGAACAUUGUAAUAUAUCUAGCAUAAUGCCAACAACAAACAAUAUCGUCUUGACUUGAUGAUUUUGACCUCUUUACAAUGUCAUGCAACGAUGUUCAAUAUGAGAGGUCGACGUCUACCGCUGUGAAGAAGUAAAAGCUUUUCAACCUGUACAAAUUAAAAUACUGAUAACUGUU
Xiphias gladius (swordfish) is the source of this 2231-nucleotide messenger RNA. It is a transcript of the gene bpnt1, whose product is annotated as bisphosphate nucleotidase 1. The record is from RefSeq and is a predicted model, not a curated record. Gene Ontology annotation, biological process: phosphatidylinositol phosphate biosynthetic process. Lineage: Eukaryota; Metazoa; Chordata; Actinopteri; Istiophoriformes; Xiphiidae. The transcript is spliced from 11 exons. Gene Ontology annotation, molecular function: 3'(2'),5'-bisphosphate nucleotidase activity. The coding region runs from base 518 to 1546 and encodes 342 amino acids.